ACCUCACGCAGUUUGAAGGCAUUACUGUUAUUCUCCCAUGCCUCCAUGUUUUAGUUAAGCACACACACCGUCCAGUAUUCCUCACCCUCGUUGGGUACGCUGUCGUCUUUUAUCGUCGUUAAUUGUGGUGUCCUACUGUAUUCAUUUUGAGAUGGCUUAGAAAUUUAGUUUACUUGUGAUUGUACUUUGUAGCAUUUUGGAGAUUUGAGGUAGAUGUCAAGUGGCCUGCGGAUCCACUUAUCUCAAGUCUUUAAUCCUGACAAUCGGUCAACUGCUCAUAGCAGCGUCCAUGUGGUGCUUAUUUAACAACCAGAUACCAUACCUAAAACCACUCAUUUUACACUGAUAAAAUAUAUUUACCAAGAACAAGGAACAUUUCUGUAAAGGGAAUAAUAAUAACACCACAAUACUAGUUCAGGGUUUAAACCUGAAACCGUAAAUACCAGUUCGGGGCCCAGCCCACUGCCCCUAGGAAUGUUUCACUCAACCCUCGAUACACACUCCGUACGUCAAGAUGUCGGACUAUAGCAGUACCCAGCAUAUCAUCGAAGACUUGGACUUGUUUUACUUUAGGCAGCUUGCCAUAAGUCUACAGGACUAUGACAUCCAGCAAAAGAUUGACCUUGAGAUCAAGAUGCGUGAAGGCACCGCAAAGCUGCUGGCGGCGUGCAAGAGAGAGACGCAGUCAUUGGAAGCGGCCAAGAGCCUCCUUAUGUCAAAUGCACGUGUUAUGGCCUACAUGUCAGAACUGCAGAAACGAAAGACGGCAGAAUGCAUGGAGAGGGCGUCUGGAAAUUCCAUGAGUAGUGAGGAGAUUCUCAUUCCAUGUAAAGCUAAGGUUGCUGUCUCAGAUCUUCGGAUACCUAUAGUCUGGAAGGAAGAGGAUCAUAUUAUGAACAAAGGAGACCACAAUCGAUAUGCAGUGUUUUGUUUACUGAAAAUUGGAACUGAGAUUUAUGACACAGAAAUGGUGACAAACGUUGACCGCCAAUCAACUGACAUUAAUUUUGAUGAUGUCAUUAUUUUCGAAAACAUUUCACAUGAGUUUGCAUUCCAUCUUGAAGUGUAUUCCUACAAUCUACACAACGAUUUAACAAUUGCUAGCACGCCGCAAAAGAUACGUCGUAAGCUCAAUUCCUUCUCCAACUCGCUUGGCAAGAGUGCUGGCAAGAAAACACAAGCAGCUAUGAUGACCACAUCAAUAACUGUUGAUGAUGCAGUUACACAAGGUCCACGUUUCAGUCUGGUUGCGAAGGCUAAGCUCAGUCUAAAGGAUAUAUACAAUGGGAUUAAGAUCCAUGAUUUGCAAGUGGAACAAGAUGUAACAUGUCCUCAUAGACUAAGGAUCUAUGGACACUUCUGUUGUCGAUUAGUAGCUCAGCCAACAUGCAUGAUGGAAGAAAUGGUGUCUGGGUAUCUUAAUUUCCAGGAGAUUGUAGGGACUAAGACGCAGUGGACUCGUAAAUGGUGUGUUCUGAGGGAGGGUAAGCUAAAAUGCUGGAAUAAACCAGAAGAUGUUGGUAGUGUAAUACCGGUCACUUCAAUUAGGAUACAAAGGGAUACAGUAGUAAGCUCGACUGAUCAAGCGGUACGUAAACGACUCAACACAUUCCUGAUGACGUGUAAAAACGGCAGUUUCAAAGUGAAGUACAUCAUAGCAACAGAAUCCAACAGAGCUUUUUCAAAGUGGAUUCAAGCAUUUGAACAGCAUUUUCUUGAUACAGGGUGCUGGAAGGAAGCGUGUCAGUCAAAGAUGUUGGUGAAAUCUCCAAAGCCCAAGAGGAUUGCCCCAGCCUCACCACCAACCAGGAAAGCAUCCAUCUAUGAAGAUUUAUCCAUAACAACCCCAGACAAGAAUGAGAAUAUUGAUGACGUUGAUGGUGUGUUUGAUGACUCCCCAGCAGAUAAUUUAAGGUCAAAAGUCAAGCUGCAGACGAACACAGAAGAAAGUACAAGUCCACGUAUGUUAGGUAGAGAGACAAAGGUUUGAAAACAACUGUGUACUGCAAAAAAUGACGCUGAUGGGAUCUCCUUCAUGAAUUGAUUGUUAUUAUGGUGGAGGUGGUGGUCAACCUUAAAAUAAAUGUUUUUGUGUGCAUAUACUUUCCAGCAUUAUGGUAUAAAUUUAAAAUUGCCUUUGCAAUCAUAUUUUUAUUCAUGGUUUUGUAAGGCAUGAAUAAAGUCUUUUCUUGUUUUAAUGCAUCGAGGCAAUAGCAGCUAUAAAUCAAUUGUUAUAUAUUGCAUUGUGGUAUAUAUAUGUAAAUAUUCAUUGAAUUUAACCAUUUUAAUACUAUUUUAUAUACAACAACUCAGUAUUCCAUUAUUAUUAUUGUUAUUAUUAUUAUUAUUAUUAUUAUUAAUUUUGGUAUUGUUAAAAUUAUCAUCAUUGUUGUUAUCAUUAUGUCACAGACCCUGUGAUUAUGUGUAUAGUAGGUAGUUGAUUUGACUUUCAUACCACAGUACUUGUGGUUAUACUGCUCUCACAGUUUAACAUGAUAUAUCUUUAAAUCUAAAUUUAUGCUAUUUAGACUGGACUUUUGUGAUCAGUUUUAACAGUUACUAUGACCAAACAUCCAAACACAAUCUUGUGGGAAAUGCUCACAAAUGGACUCUCCGGAGUGUCAAUUGAACUUAAACAACUGACCAAUCAGAACAGUUCCAAGAAUACGCGCCUGUCCUACAAAUACACGUACAUUUAUGUUAUUUUUUUGUGGGAUCUUAGCAACAAUAUCUGAAGGGCUAGGCUUAGCGGAAUCGCAAUUGUCAGCUGUUACAAAUGGGCGCUACACGCUCUUUUUGACUCCUCAUCAACAUAGAAUCCAAUCCCAAUGAAUCGCAAUAAAUUCCAGAGGCACUGAUCAUCAGUGAACAUGAGCCAAUCAUUGUAGUGGCAUCAACCUAUGACCUCAUGUUCUGCUGUAAAGUUUGUUGUGUCCGAAUGCACCCAAACUUUGCAAUUGGUAGCGAAUUGGAUUGUAAUCAGUUUUGAUUGCCACUGUUGACAUGGCAAUGAAUGGUCCUUUUAGCUAAGCCCCGCCCCUCGUAUGUUGUUGCUAAAGUCCCACAAAUCAACAGUGUUAAAACAUACUUUAUGCGUUUGUGGGACAACAUGUGUGUUUGUAAGACACAUGUGUAGUCCCGGCCCUCGUCUGAAUGGUCAGUUGAUAUUCCGGAAAGGUGCAGAAGUCUAGUCUAAAUAGGAUAUUAAACCGCCGCCUUUGUUCUCACUGUUACACAUUAUAACAACCUAAUACUGUAGCUACAGUAUAUAUAAACAUAGGGCACCCAAAGGUUGCAAUUGCUAGCAAACAGGAGUAUUUAUUAUUACCACCUUUGACAUCGCAACCAAUUGCAACAGAAGUCUAGUCUAAAUGGGCUAUUAAUUAAACUGUCACUCUCACCGUUACACACUUUAAUGGCCUAACACAUUUACUAUAUAUAACCACAGAGCUAUUAACUGAAAAUAGACCAUGGUUUAAAUUAGUCUCCUAAUGAGGUUUGAGAGUGGCUUUUAUGGUGAUUAAAUUCUCGGUCAGUUAUUUUCAGUGACCAUUAUGUGCUAUCGCAUCAAUACCAAAUAUAGAUAAUGUAUAUUUUGAUAUAAAAUAUGUAUAAAAAGGUGCUGGUCAAUAUGAGCAGAUAACAAGUAGAAUCAAGUAACAUAUUGAAAAAUGAUUACCAUUUCAUUUCUUACUUCUUUAAAACUUUCAUUAUUUACCAAAGUAAAGCCCUGUCUAGACUGUUAAAUGUUGUUUAACAAAAACAUGUGAUAUGCCUAAAUAUGGUCAUGAUGACAUCACAUCAUGACCAUAUACAGCCACAUUAUGACUAUAUAUGGGCAUACAACAGUUUUUUAUCAAAGAAAAUUUGAUAGUAGAGACAGAGCUUAAGAGUUAUGCUAUCGUGGAAGCCUACAGUAUCCAGGUAUAAAAAGCCUGGCCAAUAACGUUCGACUAAUUUUAAUGUGAAUGAAAAUUUUGACACUGGUGUUCCUCAGAUAACAAGUCUGAAAGUAAAAUGAACCAAAUAUGAAAUAAAUUGUGUUAAUAUUUAGCAUCAAAAUACUAACUAGACCAAUAGCCUUUGGCUUCCUAGGCCUAACCCUUGGUUUUUGUGUUUAAGGAUGGGGGAUAAUAUCUUCAUUUAUUUAUUCAUCAAUAACUGUACAAUCAACAAUAAAAAAGAUAUUAAAAUAAAAUACAAUGAUGAAAGGGACACUUGGGGUGGGGAAAGACGAGGGGUGUAUGUUUCAGUGGCUUUGGGUUAUGAUUUAAUGGGGCUUUAAUGUCUCUGGAUUGGGUACUCUUUGAUGGAGUUGGGAAAAUGAUUGGGCCAUGUACAUUUUUAUUAAGUUGAUCGGGGAUAAUAUAUUUUAAUUGUAUUCAAAAUGUUUGUAGCAUUAGGACACUUUUUAUUGGGUUGAGAGAACUUGUAGGGGUGGGUGUGUUUUAAGUGGGUUGGUGACAUUUGUGUGGAAGAUAAUUUUAAAUAAUUUUAAACUAUUUAAAGAUUGUCUCUACAGUGGGGUUGGGUUUUGAAGUAUUAAUUUUGUUUUGUUUUGUUUUACUAUUACAAUAUUGUCAGUAAAUAAUAUUGAUAGUAAGUAGUAAUAAGUAGUAAUAAUAUAUAUGUUUCAAAGAUUUCUAUAAAAUCUUGUAAGUUUUAUAUUUGUGAAGUAUCCAGGGUUUAAUGGUGCUUAUACUCUGUCAUAAAACCUUCAUAAAUAAAAACCUUAAUUACAUUAAUUUAGGGAGUAACCUAAAAUUGCUUGCUUUUAAAAUAUGGUGUCACCAAAAAAAUUCAUUGUUAUCGUUAUUGUAAUUAACAAUGUUGUAUUGGAAAAUUUAAUGUAAUUGUCAAGUAAGGGGGGUUUUUUUAAAAUUUUUUAUUAAAAAAAAUAAAGAAUACACUAAAAUAGAAUUUGGGUUAAUUAAUGAAUACUAAUUUAUAAUUACAAUUAUAAAUUAUAUUUAUUCGUUAAUAUGCAAGCAACCUAUUUAAAUUUACAUAUAAAAACUCAAAGGUACUAAAUUGAAUUGUGUAUACCAAAAUAUAAGUGUAGGGGAGUGUUCUCAGUCCUUUUGUAAACGGUGUAGUUUUGUUAAAAUGUGUUUCUACGAUUAAAAAUAAAAGCGGUUUUUUAUACUUAAUUUGAAAGCUUACAAUUAUUGUGAAAUUUUAAGAUUAACUUAAUAAAUGCAGACUUAAAAAAUAAGUUCAUGCAACCGUCAUGUUAUCUCCCAUAUUUCUACAGUCCUGUAAAAAUAGAAUGAUUUGCUCUGUCCAAACACACAAUAUGGGCUAAUCAUAUAAAAUUUUAUAAUGUUGACAGACAUUAAAUAGAAUGCUUAGCUCCGUCCCAAACACACAAAGUCACACCCAUAAAUAUGGGAUAAUCAUGGUGUGGACAAAGUUUAAAUAGAAUGUAGACCUCUGCAGUGGCAUAUCUAGAUGUCUUGAAAUGCCGGUGCUGAUAUGAGAGGGAGGGGGUCGAAGGUGAAGUGGGGGACUCGAUGGUCAGUUGAGGGGUGCAAAUUCGCGAAAUAAGGUAAUUUUUAAUUACUUGACAGUGAUUUUUGGGGUGACGACUGCACCCUCCUAGAUACACCACUGGAACUGUUCAUACUGUGAAGCUUUUAUGUGAUUUGCCCAUAUUUAUCAUGUUUUGCAGAACGAAAAAGGGUAUUUGUAAUAAAUGGAAACUAAGUAGGAAGAAGGCAGAGACCAACAAAACAAAUUUUGUGUUGGCCAGCCAGAAAUAUUAAUACAAAGGGAGAUGGAUGUAAAGAAAGAAAUAAACAGUAAAAAGUUGUACAAUGUUUUUGGUAUCAUUUACUUGUAAUGUAUCACAAAAUCUUUAAAUGAAUAUUAAAGUUUUUGUAAAUAUGA
Messenger RNA from Anneissia japonica, 5889 nucleotides. RefSeq names its product rhotekin-2-like. NCBI's taxonomy places the organism in Eukaryota, Metazoa, Echinodermata, Crinoidea, Comatulida, Comatulidae. Bases 515 to 1990 code for a protein of 491 amino acids. Gene Ontology annotation, cellular component: actomyosin contractile ring. Gene Ontology annotation, biological process: septin ring organization; signal transduction; mitotic cytokinesis. The record is from RefSeq and is a predicted model, not a curated record. The transcript is spliced from 12 exons.